AUGAGCACGACCGAGGUGGCAUCAUCGUCAACUACUGUCAAGGAAGGAAGCACUUCCACUCAGCCUCCUACCAUGAGCACGACCGAGGUGGCGUCAACCUCAACUACCUGUCCACACGCGAAGGGAACGACAUCCACUCAGCCUCCUAGCACUAGCACAACCAUGGUGGCGUCAACCUCAACUACUCUCAAGGAAGGAACGACAUCCACUCAGCCUCGCCUUAACCAUAGCACCCAGCACGACCGAUGGGUGGCAUCAUCGUCAACUCACUGUCAUAGGAAGGAACGACAUCCACUCAGCCUCCUAGCCACUAGCACAACCAUGGUGGCGUCAACCUCAACUACUGUCAAGGAAGGAACGACAUCCACUCAGCCUCCUACCACUAGCACGACCAAGGAGGCAUCAACGUCAACUACUGUCAAGGAAGGAAGCACUUCCACUCAGCCUCCUACCAUGAGCACGACCGAGGUGGCAUCAACGUCAACUACUGUCAAGGAAGGAAGCACUUCCACUCAGCCUCCUACCACAAGCACGACCAAGGAGGCAUCAACGUCAACUACUGUCAAGGAAGGAACGACAUCCACUCAGCCUCCUACCACAAGCACGACCGAAGUGAGGCCCAGCGGUCCGAUCUAA
Cooperia oncophora is the source of this 636-nucleotide messenger RNA. NCBI's taxonomy places the organism in Eukaryota, Metazoa, Nematoda, Chromadorea, Rhabditida, Trichostrongylidae. The record is from the annotation of a GenBank genome assembly.